Messenger RNA from Uncinocarpus reesii 1704, 423 nucleotides. RefSeq lists its product as uncharacterized. Bases 1 to 423 code for a protein of 140 amino acids. The transcript has 2 exons. The record is from RefSeq and is a predicted model, not a curated record. Lineage: Eukaryota; Fungi; Ascomycota; Eurotiomycetes; Onygenales; Onygenaceae.
AUGGGUGAAACACCAUCUGAUGCCGAUAAGGACCUCCUUCAACGGCUAAAUGCCCUGAAGCCUUCCACUGUUCAGCUUGAGUUCGGCAAUGCGUCGUGGGGCGACUCGCCUGAACAUAGUGACGACGAGAAUGAAAUAUACGCCGAUAAAGCCUACUUGUUAGCAGCGCAGCCUAGUCAGCUUGACAAUAACAAGUCAGGUGGACAUUAUAGAUAUUUGUAUUCUGUACCAGAGGAAACCGAGCAAGAAGAAGAAGAGGAUGUCGAAGAGCUCCUUGCAACUCUACGAUCAAGGGAGACUUGGAAACUAGAACAUGAGCUACAGACUGAAGGCGAAAUCAAAAGCUUGGUCGACGAGGCAAAGAAAUUUGUACUUUACUGCCAAUCUUCUUUCGGUUCGCCGCUGCAAUCUGACUGGGGAUAA